GAAAUGUAGAAUCUCAAGAAGCUGAGCAUGUGCACUCAUUUGAUUCUCUCCAUCUAAUUUUAUAAAAUAAGUAUGAUUCUAGCACCCUAUCUAACGAGUGGCAUUGUCAACCGUUGAUUACAUCUCAGAUUUCCCCUCAGCUGCUUCAGCCCCCUUUGGUUGAUGAUUGCUUGAUUUGAGGUAAAGAAAGGGUUAAUUUUGCAAUUGUAGCUGAGGAGUUUUAUGUGGAAUUUGUGAGUUCGAGCUUUGAUUUUGAGUCAUGGUGGUGCCAGACAGUGAUCCUUUGCAGUCCCUUUUCAAUUCAGUUCAUCUUGCGUUUUCGCCUCUUGGCUCGAAUGUUCACAACUUAGCUAAAAAUCUUGAUUGUUGCUUUAAUGGGGUUUUGAAGAAUGUGGGUAGCAAUUUUGAUGUUAGGAGAGGGGUGGAUUUGAAUUUGAAUUUGUCGAAAAAACAGUUGCAAUUUGAGGUGGCAUUGCCCUUUUUAGCUGAUGGUAAAGAUAGCUCUUUUAUUGGUGAUUCUAGUGAGAGAGUGGAAGUGGGAGAGAUGGUGUUUGGUGAAAUUAAGCCCAAGAAAUCGAAUGGCGAAGAAGGUAAAGAUUUCCCUUUUGAGCAUUUGAUGGGAUUCUUGAGUGAUCAGUUGAGCCAUUUCCCAAAAUGUAAGGAUGAGUUGAAGGUGCUCACCGGUGUUUCAGAGGGUAGACAAGCACGUGGGGGUGGAUUUUUUGCGAAUUUGAGGUUUUCUCGAGUGAGAGGAGAGGAAUGUAGUGGUGGUAGUAGUGACAACGUUGAUCAGAAUGAGUUGUUGAGAGCUCAUUGUUUCAAGUUUGUGACAUUGAAAGAAUUGGUUGAGCAUUCACCUCCAAUAGGGGGGUUUACGAAGGAAGAUCAUCCAGACGAGAAGGAGCUUCUCUCGGUGCAGCAUUUCUUCAGAUACACUGAAGCUGAAGAAAAACGGUUAUUCCACGAGCUGGACAGAGAUGGCGAUGGGAAAGUUACCUUGGAAGAUCUCGAAAUCGCUAUGGCAAACAGAAACCUGCCUAGGAGAUACGCAAAGGAGUUCAUGAAGCAUACUAGGAGCCGUAUGUUCACAAACUCUUUUGGAUGGAACGAAUUCUUAUCUGUGAUGGAACAGAAAGAAACAACCUCUCUUCGAGCUUAUACAAGCCUGCGCUUGAGCAAGCUCGGGAUGCCCCAGAAAGAUGAGAUUUUGGCGUCGCUGAAGAAUGCAGGACUUUCAGCUACUGAAGAUAAUGCUACGGCUGUGAUGCAUUAUCUCAAUACAAACUACGAAGAAUCUAAAUCCUACUCACACUUUCGAAGCUUUGUAAUGUUACUCCCUUCGAACAGCGUUCCAGGAAAUCCACGAGGAAACAGCUCCACAAGAGCCGAUGCUUCUGAUCCCCCUCGAGUGGAAAUACAAAGGGAUAGUGUUUUCAAAACAGCAUUGGCUGGAGGGAUUUCGUGCUCAUUCUCUACGCUUUUAAUGCAUCCCAUCGACACAGUUAAGACGCAAGUUCAAGCUUCGUCUGCACUAUCCUUCAUAGAGAUUAUGUCGAAGCUCCCUCAGCUUGGACUCCGCGGAUUAUACUUGGGAUCCAUCCCAGCUAUAGUAGGCCAAUUUUUGAGUCAUGGCUUGCGAACUGGAAUCUGCGAAGUGACCAAGAUCGCCUUGAUAAACGUCGCACCUUCACUUCCAGAAUUACAGGUGGAAUCUGCGGGGUCGUUCUUGGGGACUUUUCUGGGGACAACGAUGCGAAUUCCGUGUGAGGUUCUGAAGCAAAGGUUACAGGCGGGCCAGUUCAACCACGUCGGGGAAGCUCUGGUCGGAACCUGGCAGCAGGACGGUCUAGGCGGCUUUUUUCGCGGCACUGGCAUGACUCUCUGUCGAGAGCUACCGUUCUACGUUGCUGGAUCCGGCCUCUAUGCCGAAUCCAAGAAGGCGGUCCAGAAGCUUCUGGGACGGGAGCUGGGGCCUUGGGAGACCGUCGUGGUCGGAGCCGUAUCAGGCGGACUAACUGCCGUCAUGACAACUCCGUUCGACGUGAUCAAGACGAGGAUGAUGACAGCCCUCCAAGGAGAGCUGACGACGAUCUCUGUUGUCGCGCUCUCCAUUUUGCGCAAUGAAGGCCCCCUUGGGUUGUUCCGAGGGGCCGUUCCGCGCUUCUUCUGGGUGGCUCCGCUCGGGGCCAUCAACUUCGCCGGCUACGAGCUCAUGAGAAAGGCCAUGGGCUAAAUAAACGCCCUUCUCUACACAUAUUCUUUAUAUGUUUUUGAGAUUUGGUUGAUGAUUAACACUAGAUAUGAAUCAAAUGAUAAUUACUCUCUCCGUUCCAUGAAAAUUGCUCCAUUUUUCCA
This is a messenger RNA of Salvia hispanica, 2355 nucleotides long. RefSeq lists its product as uncharacterized. Lineage: Eukaryota; Viridiplantae; Streptophyta; Magnoliopsida; Lamiales; Lamiaceae. The record is from RefSeq and is a predicted model, not a curated record. Gene Ontology annotation, molecular function: calcium ion binding.